Molecule: messenger RNA, 2169 nt
Organism: Galleria mellonella (greater wax moth)
Lineage: Eukaryota; Metazoa; Arthropoda; Insecta; Lepidoptera; Pyralidae
Product: endocuticle structural glycoprotein ABD-4-like
Exons: 4
Coding region: 426-815 (129 amino acids)
Cellular component (GO): chitin-based extracellular matrix
Molecular function (GO): structural constituent of chitin-based larval cuticle
Source: RefSeq, a predicted model, not a curated record
AAUUCAUUUACCUAUGUAACAUCUUCGCACGACAUAGUCUACGUUCAGAUUCAUAAAUGAACAGUCUUGUGUGACUGUGAACACAUGUGAAGUCGUAACUUGCUAUUGCUUGAACCUGACAAUAAUAAAAAAGUAUAGUAUUGUCAUAGAUAAAAAUAAUUGGCGGGAAAUAUUUGCAAGUACUUUUUUUUAAUUUAUCUUCAAGGCCAAGAAAUGUUAUUUAAAUUUUAACGAUUCAAAUUAUUAAUUUCAAAGUAAUUCUUAAAAGUUUAUGUUUAAAAUUCAAACCACGGAAUUACAAGGCUUCACGUCUUAAGAAAUAUCGGAGUGCGUUAAUUUAUUUUAAAUACAUAAAUAAUAAUUUACAUAAGUACUUUGGCAGAUUUAUAGACGUUCAUGUUUACAAAUUAAUUGUAAACAACAAAAUGAAAAUUACAACUGGAUUAUUCGCGGUCCUGAUGAUAGUGACGACGGUGUGCUGUCAGCAACAGGAAGCCAUCAUCAGGAAUGACUUUGAGGGUCCCAACCCUGAUGGCACCUAUAAAUGGGCGUUACAAACUGAAGGCGGAAUAUACCAUGAACAGCGCGGCUCAGUGCAGUCCAGCGGCAGCGAACCCAGCCUUCUGGUGGAAGGCCAGUACCAAUAUACAGCGCCUGAUGGCCAGAUAAUAAAUGUGCUAUACAGAGCUGACGAGAAUGGUUUCCAAGCCCAGGGUGAUCAUCUGCCAACGCCACCGCCCAUACCAGCGGCGAUACAGCGAGCCCUCGACUACAUAGCUUCACUAACGCCAUCUAUUGACAAUCAAUAUAAGUAACAUUAUAACUGACAAGAAUUUCUAUUUGACAUUUAAUAAUAAUAAUUAAAACUGGACAUAUUACAAAACUACAUCUAGUCUUAAAGUAAGCAGAUCUUGUAAAAAAAAACAUACCUAAAUUCAAAUUCGAUUUUUUUUUAUAUAUUUAUUCUUUAUUGUACACAAAAAAUUACAACAUAUAAUAUAUAUAAAAUAAAGAUGUACAACAGGCGAGCUUAACUCUGUAAGAGUUCUCUUCCAGCAAACCCUGAGUGGAAAGGAGCAUUAAUUAUUAGCGGGCAGUGUGCGUACAAUAAUAGAAGGAAACAAUAUAGAUGUUUCUAUUAAAAAAUAUGAAAUAUGUUGACAUAUAUAAGUAACUCAUACAAUUAAAAUCAAAAUUAAUACAUAUCUGUAUACAAUAAUACAUAUAAUAUCUUUAUUUCUUUUAUUAAUUUGUACAUAAAUAUAUAUUUUAUAACAACAAUAUUGUUGUUAUUACUUUAAAAUUAAUUCUAAAUUCAAAUUGAAAAAAAUGGCCAUCUGAUUUGGGUAAGUUUAAGUCAAAUUACUUGCAACACUAAAAAUGGCGCGCUUUGUUUUUCUUUCAAGAUAUUAGGCAAAAGUUAAUGUUGGUAUACUGAUUUUUAACUAGUUUUUAAGACUCGAUUGUUCAAAUACAUCUAUUCUAUAUAGUUUUUUUUUACUCAGUUUACAUAAGACUUAUUUCAAUUACGACAUAAAGCCUAUAUAACAGUACAAAAUAGUUGUAGUAAAAUGUUUAAUGAUUUAACGUACUGCAAAUAAAGUUAAAUUGAAAAUAUUUUUUAUUUUUAUUUUUUAUUCGUAUUUGCUGACGCUGCAGCACGAGGCAGGACUAUGUGACGACUUGAAAACGCAAUCUUGCUACACACUUCCAACAGUAACUUUAAUUAUAAUUAGAUAUAGGAAUUUUAUAUUGUAACUUUUAUUAAUAGAAUUUAAUUAGUUUUAAUAAAAUUUCUUUCUUUUUUUUUUUAGCUCUCUGGUUGUCGUCCUCUUGUUACGUUGUAAAUAAGUUCAGUCUUUUAAAAAAUAAAGCAUACGCAAAGCAAGACAAAACAAUACUUCCGAUCUGGGGGGAAAGGGAUUGCUAGUAAUGGAGACUGAGAAUCCUAUUGCUAGCAAUAUACCAAACCAGGUCGACCUCCUCGCGGUUGCCCCUGGAAACUAUCAUGGUUAAUUCCUGAUGAAUUCAUCAUGAUGAGCUAACUGGCCUGUUUUCAUUCUCAUCAAUCACCCUUCACUGGUGCUCCGCCAGCGUAUCCCGUUAGCGCAGGCGGGGUUACCGUACCAUUUUCACCUAUCAAAUAAAAAACUUCCGAUCUUGCUCACA